AUGAGUGUCGAAAACGCAGAGGAGGUAUUUAUCCUCCAGGCCGAUGGAUUGACGCAUACCUCUGAUGUACGUUUUGUCAGUAGCCCUGUGCAGGACUCAAGCGCUGUUUUCUCGGCCUCGCGAGACAACACUUCAAAGUGGAUCACGAUCCCCGAAGCGGGCGACGGUUUGGAGGACAACUUGACAUUUAUCGGUCACACGGCGUUUGUCAAUUUCGCUCUUUUUCACACGAGUAUGGAGCUGCUCGACAAUGAGCCGUGCGUUGUCACUGGGUCUAAUGACCACCAUCUUGUGCUUUGGAACGCUCAGACCGCUGUAGUGGAAGCUGUGCUGGACGGACACAGCAGUGGCGCGUGCUGCGGAGUCAUAAUGAGUUUUACGUCAGACGAUGUCAGCGCAGAGGUGCGAGACUCACUUGUCAAUGACAUUGUGUCAGGUGACUGGGGAGGCAUGGUCAUCAUUUUCGACCACAAGAGUGGAAGACCCAAACAACUGUACGACAAGCACGCAACGGCGAUUCGCGGAGUUGCCCAGUUGACAAACACAUCCACGAUUGUCUCGUGCUCUGGUGACAAGACGAUUCACGCCUGGGAUGCUACUACGGGCAGCACCAUUCAAGUAUUUUCGGGUCACAAGGACGUAGUACAGUGUAUUUGUGCAAUUGAUGGCCAGCGCUUCGCGUCCUCAGGCAAUGACUGCACCAUUCGACUCUGGAGUAUCGGCGUAGAGAACCCAUAUCAGGUUCUCGAAGGUCACGACUCCCUCGUUUACUCGGUGUGCUGGUCUCUACGUACGUCGGAGCUGUAUUCAUCCUCUGAAGAUCACACGUUGCGCGUGUGGAGAUCGGCACCUGGGAAAGACCAACUGGCUACUGUUCAAGUCAUUCAGCACCCGUGUGUUGUUUGGAGCGUGGCCGCAACAUCGGAUGGAAGAAUUGUCACGGGCGGCUCCGAUCAUGCUGUGCGGGUCUGGACGCGGAAUUACGAUCGCAUGGCAUCCAUCGAGAAGCUCGAGGCAUUGGAAGCCGCCGUGUCGUCGCAAAGGGUGGAUGUCAAAAUCGCAACGUCCAGCGGGACCGCCGCAGCUACAGGAGGUCUUGAUGUCUCCACAAUGCCGUACACGCAUGAGAUCCAGAAGCGUCGAGGAAGAGAGGAAGGCGAGCGCCUUUUUGCACGCAACGAAAAGGGUGAGGUGGAGCUGUAUGUGUGGAACUCUGGUCGAUGGGAAAAGAUCGGCGUUGUGGUUGCUGGGCCGGAUGCGCAGAACUACACAGGGGCGUCUAAUCAGCAGCGUGAGAAGCACUUCUACAACGGGCAGACGUACGAUUACCUUUUCGAUGUCGACGUCGAGGGUCGGAUGCUCAAGCUGCCGUACAGGGUGGGAGAUGGGCUGGUGGAGACGGCGAAGCGCUUUAUUCAGGACAAUCGCGGCGUCGUCACCGAGGACUCACAGGAAGAGAUUCAAAACUUCCUUAUGCAGCACGUUUCGCCAGAAGACUUGGCCCAUGUGCGGGGUUUAGAGGGCAUUAACAGCGGCGCGCCAGGCCACACCCCCGUUGCAUCGCCCCCGGUUGCCUCUUCUGCACCCGCUGCCAGUCCCAACUCCGGCCCAUCAGCUUCCACCGGAGCGCUCCUCGCUCCGUGGACCACGCCGCUGACGUUUGACGUCUUUAACCCCACUGCCGCCCAAACGAAGGUGAAUUCUCUUCUUCCCAACAACUCUGCCUUUCAAAACACGAUACGGCAGCUCGCAACGCCACCGGCUGCGGCUGCUGCGCUGUGCAGCAGUCUUGUGGAACUCUACUGUGCCCUUCCUGCGGGCUCACGCUUCCCGGCCGUCGACGCCUUGCGCUACCUGCUGAUCAUCUCGCCUGACAAGAGGGCUGUGGUGGGAGAGCUGUUGCACAGGCUCGGCGCCAUCUGGGACGUGCAGAAGCCUCCGCUGCAGCAGCACUUACCCACCUCGCCGGCAGAGUGGAUGGUGUCUUUGCGGCUUGCCGCUUGCAUUAUCGCGCGCGUAUAUGACCAGCACGUGGCCAUCGUCUCCUUUGAUGCGACGGCGCAGUCCAUGUUUGUGUGGCUGGCCACCCGCCUGCCAGCCAUGGCAGGACUGCUCACAAAUGACACAUCUCCGGCAACUCGCACACACUGCAAGGCGGCCAUCGCUUCGAUCUUCCGGAACGUCGCCGUUCUUCUCAGCUCACCGCACGCCGCAGACGACGCAGCCCUGCCUGUUGAGAUGGCGGAACAACUCGCGCUGGCCGUGGUUCAGCACAGCGCCAUUUUGUUUGUGUCGGAGCGCAGCGACUCUUCUGUGGUGCGCGACUGCCUUUGUUCGCUGCGCACCCUGCUAGUCGCGAACGCAGGAACAAAGGAUGCGGUGUCGCCAUCUUUGCCGCCGUGGCGUGCUGCUGUCGUAGCACAGAUGCAAAAGUCGUUGCGCUUCUCUCUCCGAUCAAUCGCGACGGGUGCGUAUGUGGAGGGGCAGUCGACGGCGGUGUGGCUGCUUACAGAGAUGGGCAGCCCUGAUGCAUCGUGA
Leptomonas pyrrhocoris is the source of this 2538-nucleotide messenger RNA. RefSeq lists its product as hypothetical. The transcript has a single exon. Gene Ontology annotation, biological process: ubiquitin recycling; proteasome-mediated ubiquitin-dependent protein catabolic process. The record is from RefSeq and is a predicted model, not a curated record. Lineage: Eukaryota; Euglenozoa; Kinetoplastea; Trypanosomatida; Trypanosomatidae. The coding region runs from base 1 to 2538 and encodes 845 amino acids. Gene Ontology annotation, cellular component: cytoplasm; nucleus. Gene Ontology annotation, molecular function: ubiquitin binding.